AAAAAAACGCUAAAGUCGCCAGAGUAGACCACAAAUAAUACAAAGAGAAACUCAAUGACUUUCCAACUCAGGCAAAAAAUCCAUUAACACAUAAUCGAUUUUGUCGCUCCUCUCUCUCUCUCUCACCAAACACUGCUAAGUUAUCUUUCUCAGGGUUUUACUGUUAGAGAGUGUAUAUGCAGAGACCAACUACUACCGACGGAGCUAGUAUGGGGAAAAGGGCCCUUGAGGGUGGUGGAGAUGAUGAUCAGCCUGAACGAAAGAGGCCUGCUCUUGCUAGUGUAAUUGUUGAAGCUCUCAAGGUGGACAGUUUGCAGAAGCUUUGCUCAUCUUUAGAACCUAUUCUUCGUAGAGUUGUGAGUGAAGAAGUGGAGCGUGCUUUGGCGAAGUUAGGUCCUGCAAGAAUUAGUGGAAGGUCUUCCCCUAAAAGGAUUGAAGGUCCUGAUGGUAGAAACUUGCGGCUUCAAUUUAGGUCCCGACUGGCUCUUCCUCUGUUCACAGGAGGAAAAGUGGAAGGGGAGCAGGGGGCUCCAAUUCAUGUUGUUCUGGUUGAUGCCAAUAGUGGAAAUGUGGUAACAUCUGGACCUGAAUCAUGUAUAAAACUCGAUGUUGUUGUCCUUGAAGGCGAUUUUAACAAUGAAGAUGAUGAAGAUUGGAGCCAAGAGGAAUUUGAAAGCCAUGUGGUGAAAGAACGCCAAGGAAAGAGACCUUUGUUGAAUGGGGAACUGCAAGUGACACUCAAGGAGGGAGUUGGAACAUUAGGGGAACUGAUAUUUACUGACAAUUCAAGCUGGAUAAGGAGCCGUAAGUUCAGGCUUGGCAUGAAGGUUGCAUCUGGUUUUGGCGAGUCUAUACGCAUUCGUGAAGCCAAGACAGUGGCUUUUACUGUUAAAGAUCAUAGAGGAGAAUUGUAUAAGAAGCAUUAUCCUCCUGCAUUGGGUGAUGAUGUAUGGAGAUUGGAGAAAAUAGGUAAGGAUGGGUCAUUUCACAAAAAGUUGAAUAAUGCUGGAAUAUUCACAGUUGAAGACUUUCUUCGACUUGUGGUUAAGGAUCAACAGAAAUUGCGGAAUAUCCUUGGGAGUGGUAUGUCAAACAAGAUGUGGGAAGCUCUCUUAGACCAUGCAAAGACAUGCGUUCUAAGCGGGAAGCUUUAUGUUUAUUAUCCUGAAGAUACAAGAAAUGUUGGUGUUAUUUUUAACCACGUCUAUGAGCUGCGUGGCCUUAUAACAGGAGAGCAAUUCUUUUCUGCUGAUUCUCUUAGCGAUAAUCAGAAGGUGUAUGUCGAUUCAUUGGUGAAAAAGGCAUACGACAAUUGGGAGCAGGUUGUAGAGUACGAUGGCAAAUCACUUGUGGAUGCUGAGCAAAAUAACAACACUGUUGAAUCUGAAAAUGAACUUCAUGUGGAGUCAAUUGAUUAUGAUGGUGGUUUAGAUCAUCAACUGCUAAUGCCAUCCCUCCCCAUGUCUGUUGCUUCUGAACAGCAGAUUAAUUCAGCGAUGCCAGUUGGAGGUUUUAACAAUAGCAUGGUGACGAGGUAUCCAAGCCAGGCAUUGAUUGGAAAUUCCAGCUCUCGGAGUCAUUUUGAUGACUCGUUAUAUCUGUCUAACGACCACUUAUUAGGCAAUGCUCACCAAUCCCAAAGCUCUAGAAAUGAUCAUAGCACAGUAGGGUUGGCUCUUGGUCCUCCUCAAUCAUCAACUUCAGGUUUCCAUGCUGGUAGCUCUUCCAUGCAACCACCUGCCCCAAAUCCUUUUGAUGAUUGGUCAAACAACAGGGACAAGGGUGUUGAUGACUUCUUUUCCGAGGAUGAAAUUCGCGUUAGAAGUAAUGAGAUACUAGAGAAUGAAGACAUGCAGCACUUGCUUCGCCUUUUCAGCAUGGGAGGUCAUCCUUCCAUGAAUACUGAGGAUGGUUAUUCAUUCCCAUCAUUCAUGCCAUCUCCUAUGCCGAACUUCGAUGAGGAUCGCUCUCGUCCUGGCAAAGCUGUUGUGGGAUGGCUGAAGAUCAAGGCAGCAAUGAGGUGGGGCUUCUUUAUCAGAAAGAUAGCAGCUGAGAAGCGGGCACAGAUAGAGGAGUUAGAUGAAUAGGUUGUUUGUGGACAAAUGAUAGUAGGCUUACUAGAUAGCCUUAAGAUUUUUCUGAUGUUCUGCGAAUUUAGUUGUCUUCUUCAGUGCCAACCAAAUUGUGCAGUUCAUGGUAUCGACAUUCUUGGUUUAUGCCUGUGUAUCUGAUUUUACAGCAUAUUUGUUGAAUCUUCUGUACAGUUUUGUUCAAGCUUAGGAAAAACCGCGAUUGUAAUCUGUUUUUGACUUUCCUGUUAAUACUCUCCUCUAUCACCUUUCCAUUUGUUCUGGGUUUAGGGGGUGAUAAUAUUUGCAUUUAAGACAUAACUCAUCUUUGUUAUCUCAAUUGACUAAAUGUGUAUAUUAAUUCGAGUUACUUAAUUUUCUA
Molecule: messenger RNA, 2451 nt
Organism: Medicago truncatula (barrel medic)
Lineage: Eukaryota; Viridiplantae; Streptophyta; Magnoliopsida; Fabales; Fabaceae
Product: calmodulin-binding protein 60 B
Exons: 9
Coding region: 177-2087 (636 amino acids)
Biological process (GO): regulation of salicylic acid biosynthetic process
Cellular component (GO): nucleus
Molecular function (GO): DNA-binding transcription factor activity; calmodulin binding; sequence-specific DNA binding
Source: RefSeq, a predicted model, not a curated record